AUGAACGCCGCACCGAUACGGCGGCAGCCCCUCGGCUGUCUCAAGACUGUCCUGCGCCAGACGAGGCAGCAACGCCAGUUCCUCCGGUCCUACGCCAGCGCCGCCGAAACCCCGUCGACGACCAAGUCCUCGGCACUCCUCCCCUCGCACACCUUCCACUCAAUCCCUUCCAAAAAGAACACCGCCGGCAUCCGCACCGCCUUCGCCGUCUACUCCGCCCCGUCGUCAUCAUCACCCCCACCGUCACACCCAACCUCUCUCCCCACGUCCCUCUCCCAAGAGAAGCCAGCAGCGGUAGCGGCAGCCGCAACUGCCGCGGCCCCGACCCCGCGCUCCACGCCCCUGGAGGCCCUCCACGCCCUGCAGAUCGCCCGCAUGGACCCGACCGGCGCCCGCCAGAAGCUCUUCUCGCGCACGAACCCGCACGGCGCCCGCGUCGGCGACGUGCUGAUGGUGACCACGCGCCGCGGCGCCGAGCCCUUCUCGGGCGUCUGCCUCUCCAUCCGCCGCCGCGGCAUCGACACGGCCGUCCUGCUCCGCGGGCAGCUCACCCGCGUCGGCGUCGAGAUGUGGUUCAAGGUCUUCUCCCGCAACGUCGCCGGCGUCGAGAUCAUCCACCGCCGCGCCAAGCGCGCCCGCCGCGCCCGCCUGACCUACAUGCGCCAGCCCAAGCACGACAUGGGCAGCGUCGACAACCUCGUCCAGGCCUGGCGCCGGAGCAGGCAGGUGCUGCGGACCAGGGGCGGCGGCGGCGGCGCGGCCAAGGGCGCCGCCGGUGCCAAGGGCAAGGACGGCAAGGCCAAGUAG
Messenger RNA from Thyridium curvatum, 807 nucleotides. RefSeq lists its product as uncharacterized. Lineage: Eukaryota; Fungi; Ascomycota; Sordariomycetes; Thyridiales; Thyridiaceae. The record is from RefSeq and is a predicted model, not a curated record. Bases 1 to 807 code for a protein of 268 amino acids. Gene Ontology annotation, molecular function: structural constituent of ribosome. Gene Ontology annotation, biological process: translation. The transcript has 2 exons. Gene Ontology annotation, cellular component: ribosome; mitochondrial large ribosomal subunit.